GACAUGGAGGACAAGGACUACAGCGAGACAGAUGGGCUCUCUGACAAAACAACCCCCAGCAAGACCCAGAAGUCACCCCAGAAAACCACCAAGAAAGUGAAGAGUGCCCUGUGCAGGGUGACCCUGCUCGAUGCCUCUGAGUAUGAGUGUGAGGUGGAGAAACACGCCCGAGGCCAGGUCCUCUUUGACCUGGUGUGUGAGCACCUCAACCUCCUGGAGAAGGACUACUUCGGCCUCACCUUCUGCGACUCGGACAGCCAGAAGAACUGGCUAGACCCCUCCAAGGAGAUCAAGAAGCAGAUCCGCAGUGGGCCCUGGAACUUUGCCUUCACUGUGAAGUUCUACCCUCCAGACCCUGCCCAGCUUACAGAGGACAUCACCAGAUACUACUUGUGCCUGCAGCUCCGUGCGGACAUCAUCACAGGGCGCCUGCCCUGCUCCUUUGUCACCCAUGCCCUGCUGGGCUCCUAUGCUGUCCAGGCUGAGCUGGGUGACCAUGACACUGAGGAGCACGUUGGCAACUAUGUCAGUGAGCUCCGCUUCGCCCCCAACCAGACGCGGGAGCUGGAGGAGCGCAUCAUGGAGCUGCACAAGACCUACCGGGGAAUGACUCCUGGGGAAGCAGAGAUCCACUUCCUGGAGAACGCCAAGAAGCUCUCUAUGUAUGGGGUGGACCUGCAUCAUGCCAAGGACUCAGAGGGCAUUGACAUCAUGCUAGGUGUCUGCGCCAACGGCCUCCUCAUCUACAGGGACCGGCUGCGCAUCAACCGCUUUGCCUGGCCCAAGAUCCUCAAAAUUUCCUACAAGAGGAGCAACUUCUACAUCAAGAUCCGCCCGGGUGAGUACGAACAGUUUGAGAGCACCAUUGGCUUCAAGCUGCCCAACCACCGCUCGGCCAAACGGCUCUGGAAGGUCUGCAUAGAACAUCACACCUUCUUCAGGUUGGUGUCCCCGGAGCCACCCCCCAAGGGCUUCCUGGUGAUGGGCUCCAAGUUUCGGUACAGCGGGCGGACGCAGGCGCAGACGCGGCAGGCGAGUGCCCUCAUCGACCGCCCAGCUCCCUUCUUUGAGCGCUCCUCCAGCAAACGGUACACCAUGUCUCGCAGCCUUGACGGAG
Molecule: messenger RNA, 1117 nt
Organism: Acanthisitta chloris (rifleman)
Lineage: Eukaryota; Metazoa; Chordata; Aves; Passeriformes; Acanthisittidae
Gene: EPB41L1
Product: erythrocyte membrane protein band 4.1-like 1
Exons: 9
Cellular component (GO): plasma membrane; cytoskeleton
Molecular function (GO): cytoskeletal protein binding
Source: RefSeq, a predicted model, not a curated record